AUGAUUAUCCCAACAAUCACUACCAGAGCUACCACUGUCACUGGUACUACCCCUACCAGAGCCACCACUGACACUAGUACUACCUCAACCAUCAAUACCUCUGUUACUAUUACAACCCCAACCAUCACUACCAGAGCUAUACAGUCACUAGUACUACUCCCUAUUAUCACUACUAGAGCUACAACUGGCACUGAUACAACCCCAAACAUCACUACCAUAGCUAUCAAUGUCAAUGGUAAUUCCCCUAUCAUCGCUAACAGAGCUACCACUGUCACUGGUACUUUCGCAACAAUAACUACCAGCGCUACCAUUGUCAAUUGCCAUACUAUCACUACUAGAGCUACCACUGUUACUGUUAUUAACCCUUCCAUCACUACAACUGUUAUUAGUACUACCACAACCAUGACUACCAGAGCUACCACUGUCACUGUUACUACCACAACUAUCACUACCACAGCUACCACUGUCAAUAGUACUACCCCUACAAUCACUACCAUAGCUCCCACUUUCACUGGUACUACCCCUUCCAUCACUACCACUACCACUGUCACUAUUACAACCCCUGAUAUCACUACUAGAGCUACCAUGGCAUUGGUACUACCCCAACCAUCACUACCAGAGCUUCCACUGGCAUUGUUACUACCCUUUCCAUCACUACCAAAGCUACCUCUGGCAAUGAUAAUACCCCAGCCAUUACUACUAGAGCUACCAUUGUCACCGGUACGACCCCUGGCAUCACUACCAGAGCUACCACUGGCACUGGUAAUACGACUAACAUAA
Molecule: messenger RNA, 780 nt
Organism: Procambarus clarkii (red swamp crayfish)
Lineage: Eukaryota; Metazoa; Arthropoda; Malacostraca; Decapoda; Cambaridae
Product: integumentary mucin C.1-like
Source: RefSeq, a predicted model, not a curated record